AACAAAAGAGCCGCGAUUCUCUUGGCAGUGAGGAAAGCGGGAAGAGACCAGUGAUCGAAGAUGUCGAAGAGAGGUCGCGGUGGUUCGGCCGGAAACAAGUUCCGGAUGUCACUGGGUCUACCGGUGGCGGCGACAGUGAACUGCGCCGAUAAUACUGGGGCUAAGAAUCUGUACAUCAUUUCGGUGAAGGGGAUCAAGGGUCGCCUUAACCGUUUGCCGUCUGCUUGCGUCGGGGACAUGGUCAUGGCGACCGUGAAGAAAGGGAAGCCCGAUCUCCGGAAGAAGGUCUUGCCCGCCGUGAUCGUACGCCAGCGCAAGCCGUGGCGCAGAAAGGAUGGUGUUUACAUGUACUUUGAAGAUAAUGCUGGUGUCAUUGUGAAUCCCAAGGGAGAAAUGAAAGGUUCUGCUAUCACGGGUCCAAUUGGUAAGGAGUGCGCAGAUUUGUGGCCUAGGAUUGCGAGUGCAGCCAAUGCUAUUGUUUGAGGGGGCACUUUUAGUUGUUGACGUUGCUGUUUGUCUGUAGGAUCUGAAGUUAUCUUUAUUUGUUUUUGUUUAUCUCGAAUAGUAAGUGCUUGAGAG
Molecule: messenger RNA, 579 nt
Organism: Neltuma alba
Lineage: Eukaryota; Viridiplantae; Streptophyta; Magnoliopsida; Fabales; Fabaceae
Product: 60S ribosomal protein L23
Exons: 4
Coding region: 61-483 (140 amino acids)
Biological process (GO): translation
Cellular component (GO): cytosolic large ribosomal subunit; ribosome
Molecular function (GO): large ribosomal subunit rRNA binding; structural constituent of ribosome
Source: RefSeq, a predicted model, not a curated record